Penicillium digitatum Pd1 is the source of this 1812-nucleotide messenger RNA. The record is from RefSeq and is a predicted model, not a curated record. Lineage: Eukaryota; Fungi; Ascomycota; Eurotiomycetes; Eurotiales; Aspergillaceae.
AUGUAUCUCUCAACUAUCCUCCCUUUCCUCUCGCUCACCACCCUCGCCCUCUCGAACCCAACAAUCUAUGAAAAGCACCUGGGCCCAGGAGAUAUUUCCUUCAGUGCCUUUCCAUCUUCCUCGAGUAGUGGUCCAGUGAGACCCCUGAGCACCUCACCACCGGUGCACCGAAAUCUGGGCCAUGCGAUAGUGCACAACAACUGCAAGUUCCCAGUCUACUUGUGGUCCGUGGCCUCUACGGUCCUGCCGGAGCGAACCCUCCUCCCAAACGAUGAGUACACCGAGGUUUUCCGCGAGGACGCCGAGACUGGCGGCAUCGCAAUCAAGAUCAGCACCAACCGUGACGGGCUGUACUCUAGUGCUCCCCAGAUGAUCUUUGCGUACAACCUCUCCUCUGACAAGGAACGCGGCCUGAGACAGGAUAAAGUGUGGUAUGAUCUUUCCGAUGUCUUCGGGGAUCCCUUUGUGGGUUACCCACAAACCUCGUCUCUGUUCGACCAUGUGAAGCGCCGCAUGUCCACACCCGUGGACCGUUCGCGCGAGAAGGAGUACGCCUUCGAGAUGGCGGCGUCUAGCAUUCGCUUCGGACCCGGAGUAACCAAGGAGGUCGGGAUGGACUUUACCAACCUCGGUGCGAAGCGCGUGUGCAUUGUCACCGAUUCCAAUGUGGCCAAGCUUGCUGCCAUGAAACAGGCUGUUGAGGGUCUUACCCGCGAGGGCAUUGAAUUCACCAUCUUUGACAAAGUUCGCACUGAGCCCAAGGAUAGCUCGCAAGUCAACCCCAAGCUUCAAGCGUGGCUGUUGCGCGGCGGCUCCGUAAUCGACACUGCCAAGCUCAUGAACCUGUACACCGUGUUUCCCGAAGCAGACUUCCUCGAUUUUGUCAACGCACCCUUGGGAAAAGGCCUCCCAGUAGACCGACCUCUCCUCCCACUUGUCGCCGUCCCAACCACAGCCGGCACAGGCUCCGAGACAACAGGCACGGCAAUUUUCGACCUAGUCUCCAAGAAAGCCAAAACAGGCAUUGCUCACCGGAACCUGAAACCAACCCUCGGAAUCUGCGACCCGCUUAAUACCCGCACCAUGCCCUCAGCCGUGCACGCCGCCUCCGGCCUCGACGUCCUCUGCCACUCCCUCGAAUCCUGGACCGCAAUCCCAUACAACGAGCGCACCCCGCGCCCAACAAACCCCAUCAACCGACCCGCCUACCAGGGUGCAAACCCCAUCUCCGACAUCUUCUCCUUCGCCGCCCUGCGCGCAACAGUCAAGUACCUGCCGCGCGCAGUUCGCAAUCCAGACGAUCACGAAGCACAGUCAGAGAUGUUGCUCGCGGCUACGCUCGCCGGCGUCGGUUUCGGAAAUGCAGGAGUUCACCUCUGCCACGGUAUGAGUUACCCUAUCUCCAGCCAGAACCCGGGCUAUAAGCAUGCGGGCUAUGAGGUAGACCACCCCAUCAUCCCGCACGGUGUUUCUGUAGCUGUCACCGCACCCGCUGUCUUUCGCUUUACUGCGGCAUCGAAUCCCGAUCGCCAUCUGGCAGCAGCUGAGGCGUUUGGGGUUGAUAUCUCGAAUGUUAAGCGUGAGAGUGCAGGUGAGGUGCUUGGGGCUGCCAUUGCGGAGUUCCUUGCUACGCUCGGUGAUCAGCCGCGUGGGUUGAAGGAUCUAGGAUUCAAAGCUGCCGAUUUGGAAGGGUUGGUUGACGGCACGAUUCCGCAGCAGCGCGUACUAAUGCUUGCACCGAAUUUGAGUAAGGAGUUGGAGGCAGAAAGGGGCGAAUUAAGGAAUUUGCUAGAGCAGUCUUUGGAUUAUUAG